Dermatophagoides farinae (American house dust mite) is the source of this 1361-nucleotide messenger RNA. Lineage: Eukaryota; Metazoa; Arthropoda; Arachnida; Sarcoptiformes; Pyroglyphidae. The record is from RefSeq and is a predicted model, not a curated record.
AUCAAAACCAUUCGAUAAUUAUAUCGACAACAACAACAACAUUAUCACCAAUCAACCGAUUAGAUAAUCAUAAAAUGAUGCAUGAUUCAAAAAUUCUACCACGAAGUAAACGUUUUAUACAACGUAUGCCAAAAACACCUAAACUUCAAACACAUCAAACACAUCAUAGCAAAUCAUCAUCAUCAUUAUCAUCAAUGAUGACCACUUCAAAUGAUGAACAAUCCGAAUUUGAUAAUGAAAAAUUCGGUAACAUUAGUAUGGUAUUGGCUAAAUUGUUAGAUCAUUAUGAUCAUAAUCAACGUCCGGAUUAUGGUGGACCACCAGCUGUGAUAACAACUAAUCUUGAGAUACGUAGUAUGGGACCAAUAUCCGAAUUAGAUAUGGAAUAUUCUCUUGAUUGUUAUUUUCGACAAAAAUGGCAAGAUGAACGAUUACGUUUUACUGGUAAUGCUGAUUUUCUUUCAUUGAAUAUAAAAAUGUUGGAUAAAAUUUGGAAGCCAGACACAUAUUUCCAUACGGGUAAAGCAUCACAUCUACACAUGAUUACAACGCCAAAUAAAUUCUUACGAAUAUUCAAAGAUGGUCUUGUCCUCUAUUCUAUGAGAUUGACAAUUAAAUCUCUAUGUCCGAUGGAUUUACACAGUUUUCCUAUGGAUAAACAAAGCUGUCCAUUGAUUCUUGGAAGUUAUGGAUUUCCAAGCGAUCAACUUGUUUAUAGUUGGGAUAAAAAACCAGUCACAUUCAAUCAGAAAGAUUUUACAUUAUCACAAUUUGAUAUUGUUAAAACUAUUUAUCGUAAUGGAACAUUUCUAUUCAAACGUGGUAAUCAUUCAAUGCUUCAAGUAAAUUUCAAUCUAAGACGUCAUGUUGGCUAUUUUCUCAUACAAAUCUAUGUACCAUGUUCAUUGAUUGUCGUAUUGUCAUGGGUUUCAUUCUGGAUCAAUCGUGAAGCUACAUCUGAUCGUGUUGGUCUUGGUGUAACGGCCGUUCUUACAUUGUCUACAUUCGGUUUGGAUUCACGUAGUGAUCUACCACGUGUUAGUUAUGCAACAGCAUUAGAUUGGUAUACGGUCAUGUGUUUUCUGUUUGUUGUAUUUACAUUAUUAGAAUUUGCUGGUGUACAUUAUUUCACUAAAGUUGGUACCGGUGAAGUACCUGUUAUCGAAAUCGAUGAUGAUUGGGUAAAAAGUUCAGAUGAUUCGGAUACCAAUGAUGAUGAUGAUGAUGAUGAUAAUUAUGAUGUUGAUAAAAAUGUAGAUGAAAUCAUUGAUCAUGGAUUUAAUGAAAAAUUUCAACGAUCAUAUCGACAACGGCUUCCGCGACGACGACGACGACGACGACGCUACGACGUAAACCGAUAA